Molecule: messenger RNA, 12153 nt
Organism: Monosiga brevicollis MX1
Lineage: Eukaryota; Choanoflagellata; Craspedida; Salpingoecidae
Exons: 30
Coding region: 1-12153 (4050 amino acids)
Biological process (GO): intracellular protein localization
Cellular component (GO): membrane; cytosol
Molecular function (GO): protein kinase binding
Source: RefSeq, a predicted model, not a curated record
AUGACAGCCCUGGCCCAGCAGCUACCGCACGCCUCCUCAAACUGGCUUGCUCUGAACUGGGGUGAAAACUGUGCUCCCAAUGUCUUUACCCACAUCGCCAGUCUCGCUGAAAUCGCGCUUGCCCACUUAAACCUCGAUGAGAUGCUCGCCAUUGCCUCGGCCUUAUUACACGCCCUUGAUCGCCUCAACAUGAACGGCCUCCUCUUUUCUGAAACCGCAGCUCAAGGCUUGGUGCUCGCCCUGCAAACACUAUGGCCCUUCUUGCUGCAAACAUCCAUUGGACGGUCACGGACCCUGGAGGCCUGUCUCAACCUCCGCGCCGUUGCCACGACCCACCUGAUCACGCAACACAAUCUUCUUGCCGAGCUUCUCCACUCUUUAAGCUCACACCAAAACAACUCCAGCGAGCCUCUGCCCGAGGGCGUGCCAACAGACCUGACCCUUCUUGGACACCUCGUCGACCAACGCCUGCGCCGCGUCCCCCACCCGUCCCCCCAUAGCGCCACCUUGACUAUGGCACUUGCUGUUCUCCAGCAUAUGCUAAUUAACGUCGCCACUGCCCACGAGGGCUCGCGCGACAUCAACAAGGAAGAGAGCAGCACCCCCGCCGGCCAACGCCGCUUCCUCACCGAAUUUGUGAGAAUUCUCGCCGAUUUUGAUCCGGCCAACGUCACCACGCUGUUGCUACGUGUAACGGAAACCCACGAAGACACCUUGCUUUUAGCUACCGAGCUGCUGCAGGAUGUCGUGGCCACUCAGCAAACAGCCGGCAACGGCGUGGCCAUACGUGAUGUCAUUGUCACCCGCAUCUUGGCUCAUCUCUGCUUUAACCGCCUCUUACUCCUGAUCGACGGGGACACCGCCUUCGACAAGGCUUCUGAUGCCUUGGUCCACGAGGCUUCGGUGGAAGCGGCAAAUCUCUUUGAGACUAUUUGCGAUUGUUGGUUUCGCUACCACUCCAAUGAGGCUGACUUCGGUCCCUUUGACGUGUUUCAAGCCCUGCUUGCUCCUCGCUGCAUGAUCACCUUUUUCAGUAUGAUCCAGAGCGGCAGUCCAUCUGCUCUCCAGCUACAAGCCUACUUUUCCGAAGGAAAUGCAAAUCAUACCCUGGGCUUCUUGCGCGCUGGCUUAGAAGCCAUGUGUCUCAUCGAACCCGCUACUUUGACCACCACCCAUGCUCAAGCCACGGUCUCACGACUUUUGCACGCCAUCUGGAGCUGGUGCGAAACCUACGCCCCAAAUCUCGACGGCGUGCAAGAUCAACUCGUUGGAGCGCACCCCAUCCUCCUGGCUCUCGAUCCCCAUCCCGAGCCCCACGCUGACGUCCCCCACGACACCCACCCGGAAAGUCCCCCCGCCACGCCUGUGGCUUCUUCAGUUCCUGAGAGUUUGGACCGAUUGUCAGUCCGCAGUGCAAACACUGAUGCCAAGGUCUUGCUGAACAUUGAUCGCGACUCCGUCGCACCCAUGGCCGCCGAUCUGGUGGACAAGCCUCGCAUGGUCCGACCGGUAUUGGAAGCCUUGGAUACGCUAGAUCAGUGCCUACUCACCAUUUGCAGGUUGGGUGAGCUGCCCAUUGAGCCCGGCACCGGCGCACAGCCUGCCUCGCCCUCUACACCCGCCGCCACGCCUAGUCCGGUCGACACAAACGGUAAACACGCAAUGGGCUGCCUUACGCUUGUGUAUGCAGCCCUUUUGCGACGUGCCUGGGCAAAUCACGCAGGUGCAUACGGGCGUUGCUGGUCUGCGUUGGCCAAGCGAAUUGCCACCCACUUUGGUCAAUCCCCACCCACGUCCACAUCGCUGCUACACACCGUGGUUCAGGGCGCCUCGCGGGCUACCAUGUUAAACGAGGAUGGCCGACAGCUUCUUGUGUUUGCGCUCUGUCAGCUCCACUUUGGUAGCGGCUCUGCACAGCGCACCCCGCCUCCGACCGCCACGUCCACAAGUCAUCCAGACCCGAAAGAGCUCAAAACUUCCAUUGACCCCGACCUGCUUGAGACCGCGUGUCAUGCAAUCCCUGCCCUGACAGAGCAUUUGCUGGAGCGGGGUUGCCGCUACUUGUUGGAAGAGCUCAGCCUGCUUGUUCUCCCAGCCUUGGAAACCGUGUGCAUGACACCUUUGGUGUUCUCACCCUCUCUGCACGCGGUGGCGGAAAAUGCUGUCAGUCACUUGCUUCAUCAAGGUGUCUGCGCCGCGCAAAUGCAACAGUGGCUUGUCAAUGCGCGCUCUCGAUGGCCCGCAGUGGCCGCUUUUCGCGCGCUGCGUCUGGGGACCACGGCUCCCGCUUCUGGCGUGGAUGGUCUUGUAGGGGAGCGCGGGCCUCGCCGGUUCUGGAAGUUUGACGCACGCUCCUACUUGGUCUUCUCCAAAGCACAGUCUUUUUGGCCCUCUUCUUCCCAUCAACAGGGAUUCUCUUUGCUCUUUUGGAUUCGGCCUCGCUGGCAGCUUGAGUUUCUCGAGCAAAGCCGGCUUGAUAGCAGCGCCAUUGAUGGUGCAGGUAGCUCAGCUGUGCCCCUCGUGCAAAUUCAUUGCUGCGAUGAAACAGGACGUGUUUCUGGGCACACGGCUUGGACCAUAGUCCUCAGCCCAAACAGCGCGCGCCUGGGGCUGCACGUUAGUUUGAGCCACCGCAGUGGGGAGCGACAAGAGGAGUUGAUAUGGUUCGGCACCAAUGUCUCAAACGAGGAAUGGACGCAUGUCGCCAUUUCACAUCAGCCGCUCGGCGACGGCGAAGAGGCCUCUGUAGCGGCGGCUACAGCUGCAGCCGCCGUGGCCGCCGUGCACGAUGAAGAAGGAUCUGCCUUCUUCCCGAGCCCGUCCCCGGUGAGCCCAAGUAGGGUGCGUAGCAGUUCAUCAACAGCCUACGGGGCCGACUUUGCGACAGCACGCACUUCCGGCCACUGGCAGUCAGGUGUUGCCACGGCCUAUCUCAACGGUGUCGUUGCCGCAUCACAACCCAUUCACUUGCCGUUGCGAGAACCGCAGCAAACGCACCACACAACUGUCCUCUGUCGCCGUGUGAUUGUUCGUCAAGCUGCAAGCACGGCAACUCAGAUGAUGGGCAGCCCCGAGAGCGCGGCAAGCCGACUAUCACGUCACGGGUCACUUCGUGCAGUUGACAGCGCUGUCCUGAGCAUUGCCGAGGCGAGCCCCAUGGCGAUGCCCUGGUCGGCAGGCCAAGCGAGCUCGGCGGGCCAUAGUCAGCCGCCCCCUGGGACGCCUCAACUCUUACACUCACGAUCGCACCUGAGCUCAAGCAAGAGCCCCAUGCCCGUCUUUGCUGAAGACACUGUGCCAGACAUGGACGCACCCUCGGAGGUUUCGGAGCCUUCGCGCUUUCGGCGAUUUUUUGCUUCAGUGUUUGGCCGCACAGCGCGGCGCCAAGAGGACCUCAACGCGACCAUUCAGCGCAUGCACAGCUCCGAGCCUCAAAAUGUGUUAUGGCAGACCCCUGGCGUACCGAGCACGCCUGUUAACGGGCGCCUGCAUUUUUUCCCAAGCGAAGCUGACCCAAUCUUUGUUUCAACGUCGCCACCCAACUGUCCUUCCGCGAGCAGCAUCGGGCACUCCUCCACGUUUUUAUCACCAUCGCCACAAACAGGCUGGUUGAGCUCGCACUCCCCUCUGCACGUGGCCCCACCUUCGGCCCGCUCGAGCCUACGCUCCAUACCCCCUCCCAAGCUCGACCUGGGUCCCGUUGAUGCAUCCGUAUUGGUGUCGGAUCUACCUGCACCCCAGCGCCACAGUACGAGCGAUUACUCUCAACCCAUGGUCCCAACGACAGACUUGGGCGCUCUGACGGCGCUCGCCACAGUGCUCAGCUACGAGCAGGAACUCCGCCGAGCCGUCGUGUUAUUCCUGACCCCCGAUACACAGGCCGCCUAUUGGCGUCCUCUUCACAAGGACGAGUUAUGGCAUGAGCGCCAGGCCUCCUCAAAUCAAAUCAUGAAUGUGGGUAUUUCAGAGGACAACAGGCUCGCUUCGCGCACAACAUCUGUCGCAUCCUCGAUCGUCGGGUCGCAGAGUGACACUGGGGCUCGCACCCAAGCUUCUGCAGGCGAACAAACGCUCUCGGAAACCGAUUCGCUGCGCGAAACCGUCGAAGUCGAUGAAGGAGCUGACACCAAGAGCACUUUGCUGGACCAGGCAGCUGGUCUGCAGCCCCUUAUCAGCGAUCGCCGUGACGUGCUACGUGCCUUGGGGGAGUUCAGUGGCGUUCAAGCACUUUUACUUUUGCUUGCUGAUGCAGCACCCUCAGGCGAGCAUCAGCUUGAGCUGAUCGAAACCAUUCUCUCCGUCGUUGAACAAGAUCCACACCUCGCGCACCAGUCCAAAAAUGAGCACGUUUACAGGCUUCUGGGUCACUUCUUGGCGUCAUCCCGCUGCGAACUGACAGAAGCCCUCUUGCGCUGUCUACUUCGCUUUUGCGUCAACUACAGCGGCUCUCAAAACAAGGAAUCGAUUGCUGAGCUGGUGGAGGAUCUCCGCGCUCUCGUCAACUUUCUUACCGCCACCCACCCAGCACAAAAACUCAAGAUUCGAGAGGGCACAUUUUGGAAACGGGCCAAGAAAUCUUCCAAGGAUGACAAGGAUCAGGACGAGGCAGAUGAACCUGCAUCUGGCUAUUCACAGCGACGUCUCUCGUUCUUAACGCCCUCGCCACGAGCCCAAAGGUCAGGCACCACUUCGUGGGCAUCACCUUCCGGGGCUUUUGAGAAAGGAACUGCCCCUGAUGCGGAUAUGGCUGGUCUGGGUGCUAUUUCGGACAAAGCACGCAGCCCGCCACGUCGCAUCAAACGCUCAAACUUGGGGUGGUCGCAGCACUCGCCCUUUGCUGCCAUCGCAGAGGAAGGUUCCGACUUUGAGCCCGAUUCUCCUGCCAGCCGCCAGCCGGGCGAAGCAGCCAUGGUUGAUCCCAUCGAGUCCACUCUUUUGCGGCGCCGCCUCUCCCCACUUCCUCUGUUGUCUCAAUCAUCAACAAGCAGCACGGAUCGUCAUGUCGACGCGCAUGACCAGCCAUACAGAAAUGUAGACUCCAACCCUGCAGGGAAUACGGAGGACGCCUCUGAGCCCUCAAAUACAGAUUCGCCCGGGCCGACUGACGCAGUGGAUGUGCGCGUAGGUCUUCUGUCUCUCGUGCUAGACUGCUUGUGCCGCACGGGAUAUGAUGACAACGUCCUGUCUCGCGAAAACCUGGACAUUAUCUUCGUUCCCGACACUCUUCUUGCCAUGGCUGAUCACGAAGAUUCCACAACGCGUUUGAUGGUUUUGCGCUUGAUCAUAUUUUGCCUGCAGCGCGGACUCCCCAAUUUCACCAAGCUCUUUCGACGCGCAGAGGGGUUUCAUGUUUUGGCAAAGCAGCUCACAGAGCAUGUUGUUACGCGUCCCAUCUUCAUGGCCGCCCUGAAUGUCUUUAUCGGACGCGUCGACCUGCGCCGCAGCGCCUCGACCAAGACAUCAGCGUCGCGCGUCCCAUCGACCGCAAACAGCCCCUCCCGACCCAGCUUUUCUUCACAUCGCAGCUCUCGUGAGGAUCUGCAAUCGUUUGCGACGAGUUCUAGUGCCGGUCAACCAGUCGAGCACGCUCUGCAGGGCACACAGCCCUUGAGCGCAACUGACGCCGGCUCUGCAGCGCAUCUGAUUGCAGCACUAUUUGCACACUUGGUCUCGGAUGCCACCUUAUGCCAUGAAGCCUUAGGGACACUGACUCACCUCGUGCGGCUGCGCGAUGAUCUACGCGAGCCCCUGCUCAAUGCAAAUAUUGUCGCGGUCCUGUGCGAGAUCUUGACCAUUGCAACCUUGCGCGCUCCUUCCAAGCCCCCGAGUCCCAGCGAGAAUGUGCAGUCUGGAUCGCCCACUGCCAAUGCUAGUUUGGACGCGGACCUUCUGGCUAACGACCCGGACCCCGAUUCAAGAAUCGCCGCUGCGUCAAGUGCAGCUCAUGCCGAGCAGCCUUCGUGGCGUUCGCGGCCCUCGACACCGGCCAGCUCAGCAGUUAGCCACGUGGGCUGCUUUUCUCUAUCAGCCCGCAAAGCCCUGCUGAUCGUUGCCGAAACCUUCUUAACCGAGCUCUCCUCACUUCACGUUGGCCCACUGUUGCUCCAACCCCGCUCAGCACCCACGGGUCUUGCUCGAUUAGAGAGCAUGAUCAACUGUUUGACUGUGUGGGGCCUGCCGCAUGAGCACGCCAAGCACCUUCAGCGCUCAAUGCUUCUGACUUUGUUGGAUCAAAUGCAAGCUGCCAUCUGCCAGCCGGGGCGGGGGACAAAAGUGGAGGCUACUCAUGUGCCACUCCAUGGAGCAGUGGCGACUCUCUGUGGUAUGGCUGUGGAUCUUGUCCUCUACGACUCGGGAGUGGCAGCUACGCUACCUGAUACUAGCCUCGUAAACAGCGCCGAAGUGGCCGCAGCCUGCGCUACUGUGGCCGCGGCGGCAACAUUUGCCUCAGACUCCUCCGACCCCAUGACCUCCGGUCCUGAUAGUGAUGAGGCCUCGUGGAUGGUAGUCAGCGAUGUGCUACGCGAGAACUGGUCAACCCUCUCGGAUCACGGCUUUGUCUGGCUUCUGAUCCGCUGGCUCCAGGACAUGCUUGAUCACGUGCGCGCAUUGCUUGGUUUGGGGACGAGCAGUGUCGUACGCCACGCUCUGCCACGAAACUCAACCCAGUAUGCUGAUGCCCGCGUGGUGGAACGCAUGCUAAGUGAACAGCUGCUGCGCCUUCUGUUGUGGCUACUGCAUCUAGACCUCCUUCCCAAUCGCGAGUUGGACGCCACUCUGCAGGAGCCCAUCUGGCAAAAACUUCCGCAGCGCUUGCAGCAGCUUGGUCUCGGCAUCGAUCAACUGACAGCCAGUGGCAGCUUGUGGGCUCGCCUCGUUCACUUUGACUCAUCAUUUGUGCUCGUGCUCAAAUCGCUCCACUCGGCCUAUCAUCGUCUACGCCGCCUACGAGAUGAUCCUGAUCUGCCUGACAAAAGCCCUGAUGCUGAUGCCGUAGUUCAUAGCAUCGAUGUAAUGCUUGACAAGUGUGAGCUUGCCUUUCGCUACGUGAUUCGCCACCAUAAGCCAAACCUCCAGGGGGCCGUGGAUUUGGAUGGUUCGCGGCUAGGCGCCACGCGGGGUGGAUGGUACCUCAAAUUUUACCGUCUCACGGAGAACGAAACCUUUUCGACUGAAAUCGAGCUGGCACGCAAAAACUGGCUUGAGGCACGCGCGGCAGACGAAGCAGAGCGCGUGGAACAGGUGUUGCUUGGUCAGCGUCGUAUCACAACCCAUCUCACAGCCAUGGUCACGCGUGCACUCCAGUUGGCCGAUUUGCAUCGCAAGGCAUACCUGGAACACGUGACGAACCACAGCCAUGAGCUCAACUUGUGCCAGACCCUCUGGCAUCGCAUCGAGGAACGUGCUCAGCAGCCGGGCAGCAUCUGGUAUCGGCCCGAACAAGGGCGCAAGUGGAUGCUGGACCCGCGUGAGGGCCUCUUGCGCAUGCGCCGCAAGCUGCAACCCCUGCGUGUGGCCGUGGACAUGGCCAAUCGGGCCCAUGACUAUUGGGAAGAGAACCCAGGAAACCCUGCCGCGGAUGAGGCCCUGGCCACGCACGCAGCAAACGCGUCUAGUGCUAAAUCGCCUGAUGAUGACGCACUUGAGCAUACUCGGCUCGUCAACGAGUCCAUGACUAGCAAUUGGUCACUUGAGGCUAGCUUGACUCAGACCCCGACUCGCUUUGCAAGUGGCUUGAGUCUCAUCACUCCUCAGCCAGACACCCCCCUGACCUUGACAGCAGGCACCCUGCGUCGAGGCACGGCGUGCUUAGCUCCCGUGGACGAGGAGACAGCAGAGCUCGAAAGGCCUUUCGCACAUGUUGGCAGCAGUGCGUCAGUGCUCGGCAACGAGGCUACUGACGCUUCACAAGAGGAUCCUAUGCUGGCAGCCGCCUCCAAGCUGCUGCAUUUGGUCGAAGCGAUGGAAGAUUUACCGACCUGCAGCGCAGGGCAGAUGGAUGUGCGCGGGCUGGCCGCAUUGGUGGAGCAGCGUGGCCACGCUGGCGCAAUAUCCAGUGCCGAGGCAUUGACACUGCGACCACUGCUCCUCUGCCCCACUGCCCUCGCCCCCGUGUCUGCAAAUUCGCUGGCUUAUCUGCAUCAUCAGCACCGCGGCGCCGGCACGCUCGAUGAUGCCGCUGCACCUGGAACUGACGUUAACGAGGGCGGACUCAGUACAAGUAUCGACCCGCGCAGCACUGUUACGGAGAGCACGGACGUGCCAGAGGCCGCCGAGGACAACAUGGGCAGCAUGCAGCCCCACGAGCGCGUUCAGGCUGUCUUGGCCUGCGAAAUCGUCACUCCAUACGAAUCUCUGAGCGGGGAGGUGAUUCUUGGUGAUCGCCAUCUCUACUUUCAGAUCAAUCGUACACAGCAAAAGGCGCCCGGCCUCACCCAAUUGCGCUCAGUCAAAGAACUAGCUGCGCUUUCCCACGACCCCAAUCAGCUGCCCUGCUGGCCCUACGCAGGCAUCACGCAGGUGCUACGACGGCGCUACCUGCUUCAGCAUGUCGGAUUGGAGAUUUUCUUUGAUUCGGGCGUUACUCUGAUGCUGGCUUUUGGGUCGUCGCAGCUUUGCCGCGAAGCGCAUACCUGCCUUAUGCAACAGAAGCUGCCAUCGCUGUGCAUGCUGACAGUCAUGGAAAUCAACGGAUCAGAGGACGCAGAUGCCACGCCCAAACUAUCCGUGUUCCGGGUCUCGGGCAACGAUCGUCAGCCACGAUCGGCCAUCACACAGCAAUGGAUACGUGGAGACAUCUCAAACUUUGAGUACCUCAUGCACCUCAACACCUUGGCCGGCCGUACUUUUAACGACCUGACACAGUACCCUGUAAUGCCACACGUUUUAAGAGACUACACGUCGGCGCGGCUCGAUCUGCAGAAUGAGGAGGUAUUUCGUGACUUGAGCAAACCCAUGGGUGCCCUGGGCGAGCAACGCUUGGAGUCGAUUUUGCGGCGCUACGCAGACCUGAAGGAAAAUUGGGAGAUGGAACUGGAGAUGGCACAUCUUCGGGGUGAAGAACCUGAUAUCAACACCAUGCCGUUCAUGUACGGCACACAUUACUCGUCGGCCGCCGCUGUGUUGUUCUACAUGUCACGGUUGGAACCUUUCACGCAAUUGGCUGUCGAGUUGCAAGGUGGCAAACUGGAUAUCCCUGACCGCAUGUUCCAUGACAUGGCCGAUACUUGGCUAUCUUGCUCCGAGCGCUCCUCUUCGGACGUCAAGGAGCUCAUCCCUGAGUUUUUUACCUUGCCGGAAUUUUUGCGCAAUAUCAACCAUUACGAGUUGGGUCGUCGACAGGAUGGCCAAGUGUUGGAAGAUGUCUGUCUCCCGCCCUGGGCCGGUGGUUCACCACGUACUUUUGUUUACUUGCAAAUGCGGGCCCUUGAGUCACCUUACGUGUCGGCUCAUCUUCAUGAGUGGAUCGACCUGAUCUUUGGCACCAAGCAGCGCGGGCCAGCAGCAGUGGAAGCAAGCAAUGUUUUCGUGGCCGCAAGCUACGAGGGCGUCGUCGACCUCGAGAAGGAGCAGAGCCCAAGCCUUCGGAAAAGAGUACUCGAUUCAGCCAAGCACUUUGGACAAACACCCAUCCAGCUCUUUCAAAACGCACAUCCUCGCCGGUUGGCCAGUGCGUGCAAUUGGCCCGUGAACCUGACACACGUUGGUGGACGCAAGGUCAUUGGUGAAAUUUUGCGUCGGACCGUCAACAAAGAUGUACAUCACCUCGCUUUCUUGCCCGGGCGCGUGAUUAAGGUGUAUCGCCGCCUGCGUUGCCCCUUACUUCGGGAUGGCCAAAUUUUCCAAUUGGAUGCCGACUGCUGGGAUGGCAACCUGCACGUGUUGGACGCACGAGGCCACCCAACCGGCUGCAAUUUACCAUGUGGAGCCUUUGCCGCGUUAGCCGGCGCUUCCGGUGUGGUUCACGUGCUUCAACUCCAUGUGGCAAACAACCAAGUCUCACUCGCGCACAUGGGAUCUCUGUACGGUCGAGGCGCACCCAUGGUGCACAUUGCCAUGUGCACGUCAUUUGGCGUUGUGGUGACCGCUGACGAGGACGGACGGGUCUUCAUCUGGGAUCUGCAUCAACUCAGUCUACUUCAUGUGCUCUUGACGGCUCCAGAUGAAACGAUCACAGCCCUUGCGGUCUCAGCCAUCACCGGGGAUAUUGCUGUGGGUCGCGCGCGCGCGCAGGGUGGAACAUCUCCGGCGGCAGCUGUCGAAAUUGUGACAAUCAACGGCGAAUCAGUCACAAGCUGGAAGAGCCCAAGCAAAGUAACGGCAUUGGCCUAUAUCAACUACCGCAACCUGGCCAAUGACUGUGGGCUGUUAGUGGGCAACGCUGAUGCCGGUGUCACCAUUCUCAGAGCCCAUGACCUGAACGAGCUUUGGAGCGUAUCUGGACGUCACGUCAUGCAAGACUUCUCGGUUCCAGACACAGGCAUCUGCGGCAUACAAGCACUUGCGGUGGCCGAGGAAGACCACCGCUUUUACGUUGCCACUGAAGGUGCCUUGGAUGCCUUCGCCAAAUUCACUCGUCUAAACAAUAUUCUAAUGUUAAUCAUCCUUCAACGAAGCGACACCGCAGGCGAUAGUCUCUUCAAGUCCAACACGAACAUCACCAACGUUGGCGGGAAUCUAUACGUUCGCGUCUGUCCUGCCGUUGUGAAAGACAGCAACCCUAGCGGCUCGUAUGAUCGUGGUGGUCGUCGCAAUGAGCCAUGCCGACCUCGCCAAUGGCAGAGGGGCUCGACAGCCAGUUCAUACGAGCAAAGAUCUCAGGCAGAACCGAUGGCCGAUUACGUAAUACUACGCGAAAUGGUCACAACAAAUGUUCUCGACUGUUCUCUCUCUGCAACAAUUUGUUGUGUGAGUGACAAAGUAUUUUACAUUCUCUACAUUUCUAAGGUUGCAAUGGACUUGCCGACGGGAAUGGCGUCGCCGCCAGUGGGCCCUGCGGGAGCCUUUGAUCGCAUGGGCGCCAUGCCCAGUGAGGUGACUUUUGAAUCCCUCGGUGCACUGGCCGUUCGCGGCAUCGUCUGGGCUGCGAUCAAGGAACUGCCACGUCUGAUUUUCGUGUCCCCGAUUGAGAAUACCGUCACCUUGUUGGACGCGAGCCCGGACUUGCCCAAGGACCCUCGCCCCCUCAACUCCUUGGGAAACAUUAUCCAUGUGGCCCGCUUUUAUGCCGGCGGAUGGACCAGCAUGUGGCACGGCGCUCUGGUUGGCUGUACACGUGAUCUCAUCCUUCAGCUCGUCAUGCCCUGGCUGUCACACAAGACCUCGAACCUCAUGGACAUGAUCAUUGGCCCUUUUGAACCAAACCGACAUGGCAAAUUGCAUCGCGUGCUCCGCAAGAUUGUGAUUGGUACCGUGGCCGGCAGCAUUGCCUACAUGGCCGUGCACCCCAUUUUCAUGCUUCAAACCCGCAUGGUCUGCCAAAAAUUCACGGCUGGCUCUGCCAGCUCCCUGUUUGCCGCCUACCGUAGCAUUGUGGCAGAACGCGGCAUUUUGGGACUUUUCUAUGGAGUCCAAUUUACCGCAAUGCGUUGCCUGGCUCUCUCUGUUGUGCGCUUUGGCAUGGAGACAUGCAAACCCUCCCCGCCGCCUGUUGAUGGAAACUCAGAACCAACGAGCUUGACCCCCUUCCUGCUGAAGCAUUUUGCGUGGUCGUGGUCAGCCUCCAACCUCUGCGAGCUCUUGACCAUUCCCCUUCAGGCUGUAGCCUGCCGCGUCGCUCUCUACGAUGGCCCCAUGUCAGGGGGGGCCUACGGACAUCUAUUGAUUACGACGCGCUGCCCCAUCCACUUCUGGAAUGCCCUUCCUUUUAUGACCUUACUCAAUACUUGUAUCAGUGCCCUAGAGACGGUGUCGCUAUCUGUGGCGGCGCAGCCCGCGUCCUCUUCGGCUGUGCGGGAGGCGGAAAAGUCUUCAGGCACCGUGUGCAAAUUUGAUUUUUCUUUUCUCGCUUUCUCCACCAUCGCCAUCCGAGAAAAGUUCAUGUCGAUGAAAGACGUUUCCUUCAACGCACCACCACUACCAACACCACCACCAUCACAACAACAACAACAACAACGACGACGACGACGACAACAACAACAACAACGAUUUUGA